Messenger RNA from Danaus plexippus (monarch butterfly), 1143 nucleotides. RefSeq lists its product as uncharacterized. The coding region runs from base 48 to 800 and encodes 250 amino acids. NCBI's taxonomy places the organism in Eukaryota, Metazoa, Arthropoda, Insecta, Lepidoptera, Nymphalidae. The transcript has 3 exons. The record is from RefSeq and is a predicted model, not a curated record.
UUUGUCAAAAUGACAUGUUGUAGUUGAUUCGGCAAAAAUUUUUUAAAAUGCAAUUAGUUGCAAAAGUCUAUCUUUUCAGAAGUCCUUAUACGAUAUGCUUCAUUUCUGAAGAUAGCGUUACAUUGUCCAACGAAGAAAAGUAUAAAUCUAUAGGAGUAAAUGUUAUCAAAAAGAAAGUAAUUAGUGGCGAUGAAUUGAGUAAAGAUGUGAAUGUUCGAAGUUCAAAUAGAAAAAUCCUUAAAUUAAGUACAACAGCUCUAUUUCUACAACCUUUUUUAAGAGAGUGCUUGAAUUCAAAUAUAUAUAGAACAAACGUGUUGUUACAUUUGAGUAAAUUAAGUGAAGAAACAAAUAGCAGAACUGUAUUUUUGAAACUCAUUUUAGAACCACCAGACAAAGAAGUCAUUGAUUAUUUAUGGAAUGACAAGUUGCUACACUUAAUAUGGAUGCGGGUAGAAAUAGAAAAUGCCUUCUCUUGGCUUUCUACAUUGGGAGGAGCUUAUUCAGCACUGGGGGACUAUUUCGAGCAUUGUGCUGAAGAAGCAGGGAGAAUAUCAAUCAGACAAUAUAAAUUAUCCAAAAUGUUGGGUGAUGAGGGUCUUGCUGCUAGGAGCAGGUUGUAUUCAGCUUUGGCUUACGCUCAGAAAGGUCAACUUAAAUUAUCCAGGCAUAUCAUCAGAAAUGUUGCAGCAUUCGCAAGAGAUAUACAUGAUAAUCGUCUAAAUCGAAUGUGUCAGGGUGUAUGGGCUAAGAUAAAGUACUUAAAGCAAUUGAAAUGUUCAGCUUAUAGUGAGAAAUAGUUUAAUUCCAUUUAUAAUGUUUUGUUUAUCAUGUUUAUAUUAUGUUUUUGUGGUAAUGCAAGGAUGUGUUAUAGAUUGUUGUUGAAGUAUAGAUAACUUUAAAAGCAUGUGCCUGUAAAAAUGAUAUAUUGUUAUUGUGAUUUGAAGUGUAAGGUGAUAUCUUCAUAUCUCAUGAAAAUAAUAUUUUGGCAAAUUUUUUCUAAUAGUUAACAGAUUAUUAGUAUAACUUCUAUAUGACCUAUGAAUGUUGAAUUUGUAAAAUCUGAACAACUUGCAUUUUUACAUUUUCAUAUAUAUAUAUAUUAUACUAAAAGUGAAUUGCAAUAAAAUGUUGAAUUACUUA